AUGCUGUUCUGCGUUCCCCCGCGAGGGCGUCCUGGCCAUCGCUCGGACGUCCGUUUCCCUGUGCUUUUUUUCGGUGUCGUGCGUGGAUGUUCGCAGGAUGAUCCAGGAUGCUCCUCGAUCAUCCCGGCCGAGAAAAAAUGCACACGUCCGAGCGACACCAAGCGUCUGCCUGAGGCGCCCCGCGGCGCCACCUCUCGCCGUGAACGGCCGACGGCGGCAGCGGCGGCUGCGCGCCCGUCCAGGGGAGAGGCGAGGAGCACAGGCGGCAGCGGCUGGGUCGCACUGCCAGCACGACGGCCCGAGGCUGCGAGCAAUUGGCACGCACGGAGCUACAAGCGAGCUCACCACCAAUUCGCACAGGAGGCCCUGGAGUAG
Prorocentrum cordatum is the source of this 375-nucleotide messenger RNA. The record is from the annotation of a GenBank genome assembly. NCBI's taxonomy places the organism in Eukaryota, Dinophyceae, Prorocentrales, Prorocentraceae.